AUGGGCUCGAAGCCGAGAAUCCCCGCCCCCACCGCCGUCGGAAGGCUGAAGAGAAGGCUCUCAAACUCCAGCAGACGACUCAGGAAGCGCCAGCUCUGUCCGCGUAGCUCCACGCACAUUGGAGGCGCCGCUGCCGCUGCCGCCGCCUCGUCCGUCUCCGGCAAGCUCGCGGCUCUCAGGAACCUCAUCCCCUCCGCAAUCGCGGAUACGAAGCCCGACCAGCUGUUCCGGGAAACCGCCGACUACAUCGUGCUCCUCGAGACUCAGGUGCUUGUUUUGCAGAAAUUGGUGGAUUUUUACGGAUCGCAAUCUCAGGAAAAUCGCGACGGUGUGUAG
Salvia miltiorrhiza (redroot sage) is the source of this 336-nucleotide messenger RNA. RefSeq names its product transcription factor UPBEAT1. Gene Ontology annotation, biological process: regulation of DNA-templated transcription. The coding region runs from base 1 to 336 and encodes 111 amino acids. The transcript has a single exon. The record is from RefSeq and is a predicted model, not a curated record. NCBI's taxonomy places the organism in Eukaryota, Viridiplantae, Streptophyta, Magnoliopsida, Lamiales, Lamiaceae.